Messenger RNA from Aspergillus bombycis, 1152 nucleotides. Its product is annotated as dTDP-4-amino-4,6-dideoxygalactose transaminase. The coding region runs from base 1 to 1152 and encodes 383 amino acids. Gene Ontology annotation, molecular function: dTDP-4-amino-4,6-dideoxygalactose:2-oxoglutarate transaminase activity; pyridoxal phosphate binding. The transcript has a single exon. The record is from RefSeq and is a predicted model, not a curated record. Gene Ontology annotation, biological process: polysaccharide biosynthetic process. NCBI's taxonomy places the organism in Eukaryota, Fungi, Ascomycota, Eurotiomycetes, Eurotiales, Aspergillaceae.
AUGAUGAUACCGUUCAGCAUUCCUACAUUAGCGGGCUCAGAACUCCAAUAUGUUGAGCACGCUGUGCGGAAAGGCACCUUAAGUGGCGAUGGAGAAUACACCGUCCUAUGUCAAAACUGGCUGGAAAAGACACUGUCAGCCGCCAAAGUGUUCCUUACUCCAUCUGGGACUGCUGCUCUCGAUCUGGCGGCAUUGGUUCUGAACAUCCAGCCCGGUGAUGAAGUCAUUGUCCCCAGCUACACCUAUGUUUCUACGGCAAACGCAUUCCUACUUCGCGGGGCCUCGUUGGUGUUUGUGGAUAUUGUGCCCGAGACCAUGAACAUGGACAUACAGAAGCUCCGGGAUGCGAUCACUGACAAGACCCGUGCAAUCGUCCCGGUCCACUAUGCCGGGGUCGCUUGCGACAUGGACGCUCUUAUGCACAUAGCCAGCGAGCACGGGAUCUCUGUCGUGGAAGACGCGGCGCAGGGUUUGUUCUCAACCUACAAAGGUCGUGCGCUGGGCACCAUGGGCCACAUCGGAUGCUUCAGCUUCCACGAGAGCAAGAAUGUGACCGCAGGCGGGCAAGGUGGCGCGAUUCUGAUUAAUGACCCUAGCCUGGUCGAACGAGCGGAAAUCAUCAAAGAUAAAGGCACCGACCGCCAAAUGUUCCUGCGGGGAGAAGUACCCCACUAUACCUGGCAGCAGGCCGGGGCGAGCUAUACCCUGAGCGAGAUACAGGCCGCCUACCUUUGGGGCCAGCUUGAAGCGUCGGAUCAGAUACAAACCCGCCGUUUGGGGAUAUGGCGUUUCUACUACAGGGAACUCUCUACGCUAUGCAAGGAUGCACCCAUCACUCUGCCUCUGGUCCCAUCUUACUGCCAGCACAACGCACACAUCUUCUUUCUAAAAGUGGCGGAUGGAGAGCAGCGGAAAGAUUUCAUUGCCGCGAUGAAAGAAGCUGGGAUAACUGUUCUCGCUCAUUAUAGCCCUCUACACUCGACGGUCCCCGGCACCCAAGGUCGGCACGUCCUGGACCGACAGGACUUUGCAACCCGCGAAAGCGAGAGACUUGUUCGCCUUCCGAUCUUCUACACGAUGACCAUGGAGCAAGCACGCAAGGUGGUGGAAACGGUCGAGUGGUAUUUCAUGAGGCGAUUGACGCAUAUCUAG